Molecule: messenger RNA, 880 nt
Organism: Mobula hypostoma (lesser devil ray)
Lineage: Eukaryota; Metazoa; Chordata; Chondrichthyes; Myliobatiformes; Myliobatidae
Product: GTP-binding nuclear protein Ran-like
Exons: 2
Coding region: 26-880 (284 amino acids)
Biological process (GO): ribosomal subunit export from nucleus; protein import into nucleus
Cellular component (GO): nucleus; cytoplasm
Molecular function (GO): GTP binding; GTPase activity
Source: RefSeq, a predicted model, not a curated record
GAGAUUCUUCUGGAAGCUACGAACCAUGGGCGAACGGGGAGAACCUCAAGUUCAGUUCAAGCUUGUACUUGUCGGAGAUGGUGGCACUGGUAAAACAACUUUUAUGAAGCGUCAUUUGACUGGUGAAUUUGUAAAGAAGUAUGUAGCAACUUUGGGAGUUGAAGUUCACCCAUUAAUAUUCCAUACCAACAGAGGAGCUAUCAGAUUCAAUGUGUGGGAUACUGCUGGUCAAGAGAAAUUUGGCGGUCUCUGGGAUGGUUAUUAUAUUCAAGCUCAGUGCGCCAUUAUCAUGUUUGAUGUAACCUCACGGGUGACAUACAAGAAUGUGCCUAACUGGCAUCGAGAUCUGGUGCGUGUGUGUGAAAACAUCCCCAUUGUGCUGUGUGGCAAUAAAGUUGACAUUAAAGACAGAAAAGUGAAGGCAAAAUCUAUUGUCUUCCACAAAAAGAAGAACCUCCAGUACUAUGACAUUUCUGCCAAAAAUUGUGCUAGCAUUGAAGAAGGUGAAGAGGAAGUUCAUGAGAAUGAUUCCAGGAAUGAGGAAUAUUCAAUGGCUCUGGAGCCACGGGACGGUGGACGUUGGGAGAAACUCUCCCGGCACCCGCAGGUGCUGCCCGAAAACGAGCUGUGCAGAAGAGGACUGAAGGUCAGUUUAGGGGCUCUCCUCAGGCUCAACAUGACUCACAGCAGUCUGUACACCCAACAACCGUCACUGAGGCAUGCACGGAGGGCGGAACUGCUCACACAGACCGUUGACCUGAGGGUGAUAAGCCAUGGUCCUGUGCAGUUUGACCACCAGAUCACAGGUAACCGCACAUCAAAGCUCAGAUGUAACUGCGUCCCUUGGGCUGAAGAGAUAUCCGACGGGAUGUUGAACUAA